AAGAAAGUAGGGGAACUAACUCAGGCUGACAUUUCAGAAUGGAUGGCCAGCAGAUCAAAUUUAAAACUCCUCCCCCGUCGUCUCCCAAUCAAAGAAACGCACGCUCCCACCCACUUGAACCAGACGAUCCUGUCCCGUCGCCCACGAUGAAAACUACAAUUCCCAGAAUGCGUCUCGUUCCCGCGAGAGGGAAGUGUCAUGUGACGAUGCCUUAUAGAUUAAGGAAACAGCCUAGCGUGGGAUUGAUGUUUCACAAUUGAAUAAAAAGUGUCCGGAAAAAUAGAGGAAAGGCUGACUGAGGAAUUGCUAUCCAAGGGAGUUUGGACAAAAAGGAAAAAUGAUGACCAACCCUGAGAAGAAAGUAGAGAAAAGUAUCUGUGGAGAUCCUUGUGAUCAACAGCAAAACUAUGGGGAUGGAGAUGGGGAAAACCUCUGGGACACAUUUGAGCUUCUGGAAAUUGAUGGGACUGAUGAAAGAGCCAGUGAACGGGUUACAGGAAAUGAGAAUUGGUGUUCGAGGAAUGUUCUAAGGAAACAAAGGCGCUGGGAGAAGAUUGUUUCUGCAAAGAAGGACAAAAGAAAAUGUGAGAGAGAACGACGUAAAGCAAAGCAUGCUGAAGAAAAAGGCACUGCUCCUCAACUUAGUAAGCGAGAGCUAAAAGUGAUUGCAAAAGAUCGUCUUCUGGAGGCCAAGGCAACAGGGCCUCGGCUGUGUAUUGAUAUGAGCUUGACCAGUCACAUGACUAAGAAGGAAAUAAGCCGGCUUGCUGCACAGGUUAGGCGGCUUUAUGGGUCUAACAAGAAAGCUCAGAAGCCCUUUUGGGUUCACCUCACAGGGAUUGUGAAAAACAGCCCCAUUUAUGAAGCAUGCUUGAGGAUGAAUGAUGGAUUUUCCAAUUAUCUUAUGGAUGUUACUGCAGAAAGUUAUCUUGACCUAUUUCCUUUGGACAUGAUUGUGUAUCUCACACCAGAUUCUGAUAAUGUUCUUGAGGAAGUUGAUCCACAAAAAGUACAUAUUCUGGGAGGGCUGGUGGAUGAAAGCAUUCAAAAAAAACUCACUUUCCAAAUUGCCCAGGAAAGACAUCUGCGGACAGCACGAUUGCCUAUUCAAGAGUACAUGGUAAAGAAUGUCAAUGCAAAAAAUUAUCACUCAACCACCUUAGCAAUAAACCAAGUGUUUGAUGCCUUAUCAACUUUCUAUGAUACCAAGAGUUGGGAAGAGGCUCUUAAAGUUGCAGUUUCUCCUGGAAAAGGAUACAUCUUCCAAGACACACGGUGACAAAAGGGUUCAGGGUACAAAUAUGAGAAAACAAGAUUUGAUCUGCCUUUGGUAACCUAUAAUAGUCUCCUUUACCCAGCUGCAUUCCAGAUAUUUUGGACUACAAUGAUCACAAUUUCCAGCUGCAAAUUAUGGGAGUUUGACUCUAGCACUUCUGGAUAUAGACAUGUGGGGAGAGUAAAUGACUACUCAGUUUUCAUUUCUGCUUCCUGUACUUCUUUGGGGGAAAGACUGGAUCUACUCAUUGCUUAUUCUUGGUGAAUCUAUUAGAAGAAUUAAAAUAUUGUUUUACAUUACAACUAACUGCACAUUACUGGUUAGCUCUUUUUUUUGUGAGAACAUCUGUGCUGAGAAAAUUUGCUGAAAACAUCUGAUGAAUCAGUGGUUCUAUCAUAAUGUAAUGAAUGGGUAACUUCCUACACUCAGAGGCAAGGGAGCUGAGGUUAUGUCAACUUAUUUUUUUGAACAUAAAUACUUUAUUGCUCUAAUUUCAGAUUGAAGAUUGAUUCACAUUGCCACCAUUAUUUACUCUUCCAAGUACAGCUUGACUAAAUGUGCUAUGAGUGUGGAUUUUGUAAAAUUAAUUGGGUGGGGGGCGGUGUUAUAAGAUGCUUUACAGUGCUAAUCUACAUAGGUACUCAGAAGCAAGGCUAAUGUAGUAGAGCUUACUUCUUGAUAACUAAGUAUAGGAAACCUUGUGGUGAUUGUGUACAUACUUAUUUAGAUAUUAGUGCCACUAAUAGACAGAUGCAGUAUUUCUGUCUUCAAUGAGUACAAAAUUUCAACAAUCGGGUAAAAGUACAGUACAACAUUGGCAUAAUAAACUAGUUUUUUUAGAAGGGGUGCAUCCCUUUAAAAUAGAAAGUAAAAGUGACUGGAUGCAGAAAAGCCGCAUCACCUGUAAUGGGCUGUGAGGAUAACCUUGGGAGACAGGA
Molecule: messenger RNA, 2214 nt
Organism: Python bivittatus (Burmese python)
Lineage: Eukaryota; Metazoa; Chordata; Lepidosauria; Squamata; Pythonidae
Source: RefSeq, a predicted model, not a curated record